Molecule: messenger RNA, 3140 nt
Organism: Alnus glutinosa
Lineage: Eukaryota; Viridiplantae; Streptophyta; Magnoliopsida; Fagales; Betulaceae
Product: protein SMAX1-LIKE 3
Exons: 3
Coding region: 419-2899 (826 amino acids)
Source: RefSeq, a predicted model, not a curated record
AGAGAGAGGGCAAAGCUGAGUUGCCUUUGAUACUGGUGCAUUCGUCCUGCUUGUCAGCACAUGCAUUCCACUUUCCACUACAAAAUCGACUUUGGACCCCAAAUUUUACCUCACUUACAAGAAAAGCACACCCCACCUCCCAUAAAUUUCAAACCUUCUCUCUCCAGCCAAAUCAUAAUCAGAAACCAGACAAACUAGGUAACCAACAAGCUUCCUAUGGAACCACUCUCCAUAACAUAGACAACCUAUAGGUGGAUUGAAACCUACCCGGCCACACAAACCCCAUAUCACUAUAUUAAAACACUCACCCACCCACCCUGAAGUUUCCUAAAUCUAUACAAGUUCUUCCUUGAUCGAUGCCUUUUUAAGCUUCUUGUCGAUCGAUCGCUGCUAUUGUAGAGAUCGAGAGUAGUUGAAGAUGAGAUCAGGAGGCUAUACUCUUCAACAAACUCUAACUUCAGACGCCGCAAGAGUAGUCAACCAAGCCAUAACCCUCGCCAGGCGUCGCGGCCAUGCUCAAGUGACUCCUCUCCACGUGGCGAGCACCAUGCUUGCAUCUUCCACUGGUUUAUUGCGAACGGCUUGCAUUCAGUCCCACUCUCACCCCCUCCGGUGCAAAGCCCUAGAGCUCUGCUUCAAUGUUGCGCUCAACCGCCUGCCAGCCUCCAAUUCUAACCCCAUGCUGGGCGCUCACAGCUCCCAACAUCCCUCCAUCUCCAACGCCUUGGUUGCUGCUUUCAAGCGCGCUCAGGCUCAUCAACGGCGCGGGUCUAUUGAGAAUCAGCAGCAGCCCCUCUUAGCCGUGAAAAUAGAAUUAGAGCAGCUCAUAAUAUCCAUCUUAGAUGAUCCUAGCGUUAGUAGAGUCAUGAGAGAGGCUGGUUUUUCUAGUACCCAAGUGAAAAGUAAUGUCGAACAGGCUGUAUCCUUAGAAUUAUGUAAUUCUCAAGCUCCUUCUCUAAAUAGUAAUAAGUCCAAGGAAAGUAAUCAAUUAGUAGGCAAACCAGUGGUGUCAUCAGAUCCAGUCAGGAAUGAGGACGUUAGAAGUGUGAUAGAUAAUCUGAUGAACAAGAGAAGGACGAGUACUGUGAUUGUAGGAGAGUGUCUUGCCAGUCUUGACGACACGGUCAGAGGAGUGAUGGACAAGAUUGACAAGGGGGAUGUUCCUGAAGCGUUGAGAGAGGUAAAAUUUAUAACCCUUACACUUUCCUCUUUUGUGCAUCGCUCUAGAGUAGAUGUCGAGCAGAAACUUGGAGAGCUUAGAAGUGUUGUGAAAGGGAGCAUGAGCAAAGGAGUUGUGUUGUAUUUGGGAGAUCUUAAAUGGGCUACUGAUCACUAUAGGGCUAGUUUUUCUGAGCAAGGGAGGGGGGGUUAUUACUGUGAUCCUGUGGAGUACAUGAUCAUGGAGAUUGGAAAAUUGGUUUGUGGGAUUGGAGAGACGGCCGCCGGGAAGUUUUGGCUCAUGGGAAUUGCUACUUUCCAAACUUACAUGAAGUGUAAAUCAUCAGCUCAUCCAUCGCUGGAAACUGUUUGGGGUCUUCAUCCUCUUACAAUCCCUGCAGGCAGCUUGCGCUUGAGUCUCAUAACUGACAGUGAUCUGCAAAGUCAGCCCACAGGCAAGAAAGCUGAAAAUGGAACUAGCUGGCUACUGCUUGAAAGCGGGGAGGAGGAGCAGCAGCUUCUCUGUUGCAGCGAUUGCUCAGCAAAGUUCGACAUGGAAGCUCGAAGCUUGCAAAGCAGGACUUGUAACAGCGACUCCACAACUUCAAGCCUUCCUGCAUGGCUCCAACAGUACAAAAAUGAGAACAGAGGAGUACUCAACUCUAAGGAUCAGAACUGUGUCCCGGUCAGAGAGCUUUGCAAAAAGUGGAACUCAAUUUGCAGUUCAAUCCACAAACAACCCUAUUCUUCUGAAAAGACCCUCACAUUCUCCUCUUUAUCACCGUCUUCAUCCACUACAGCAUUUUCACAGUCAUGGGGGGGGCACCACCAUUUCUGGAUUUCUAGUGAAAAUUCUAACAUGGUCGUUGAACCAAGAUUGAGAAUGUACAUUCCAGAGGAAAAACAACCAUUUUCAUCAAAUCCUAAUUCGGAUUCCUCCAGUGAUGUCAUGGAAACGGAUCAGUACACCCACAGGUUUAAGGAGCUUAACGCAGAAAACCUGAAAUCCCUUUGCAGUGCGUUGGAGAAAAAGGUACCUUGGCAGAAGGAUAUAAUCCCUGAAAUUUCAGAAACAAUCUUAAAAUGUAGGUCCGGCAUGGUAAGAAGAAAAGGGAAGGCGAGAAAUAACAAUGAUGAUGUCGUUGUCGUCAAAGAAGAAACAUGGUUGUUCUUUCAAGGUGUUGAUGUGGAAGCUAAAGAGAAAAUUGCAAGAGAAUUGGGUAAGCUUGUUUUUGGCAGCUCUCAAAACAGCCUCACUUCGAUUUCCCUGAGCAGCUUUUCAUCUACAAGAGCAGAUUCAACAGAGGAUUGCAGAAAUAAAAGAUCCAGAAACGAGCAAAGUUGCAGUUAUAUCGAGAGGUUCGCCGAGGCAGUGUCCAAUAAUCCUCAUAGGGUGUUUUUAGUCGAAGACGUGGAGCAAGCAGAUUAUUGCUCCCAAAUGGGUUUUAAGAGAGCUAUUGAAAGAGGAAGCGUCACUAAUUCUGAUGGUGAAGAAGUCGAUCUUAGCGACGCUAUCAUCAUUUUGAGCUGUGAAAGUUUCAGCUCAAGAUCCAGAGCCUGCUCUCCUCCUAUCAAGCAAAAGUCAGAUCAAGAUCAGGAGAAGGAGACAAGUUCUUGUAUGUCUUUGGAUUUGAAUAUUUGCAUCAAUGACGACGAUAGCGCCGAUGAUCAGUCAAUCGAUGACAUUGGGCUUCUUGAUUCUGUCGAUAAACGGAUUAUUUUCAAAUUUCAGGAAUUAUGAAAAAGAAAAAAAAAAAGAAAAAAAGAAAAAAAAAAAAAGGAAAACCUUAGGAAUUGAAGAACAUGCAUGCAUGUCAUCAUCAGGUGGUCUCGUUUCGAUCUUCUAAUUUUUAUUCUUUUUUUUUUCGGAUUUUUCUUUGUUUAACAUGUGUUCAGAUUCUCAGUACUCAAUAUAUUCCUAGUGUUGGAAAUUAUGUAAAAUUAACUACAUGUAUAUUAAUCCAUGAAAGUACUUCCUCUAA